Magallana angulata is the source of this 7828-nucleotide messenger RNA. RefSeq names its product helicase with zinc finger domain 2-like. The record is from RefSeq and is a predicted model, not a curated record. Gene Ontology annotation, molecular function: RNA nuclease activity; 5'-3' DNA helicase activity; RNA binding. The coding region runs from base 279 to 5816 and encodes 1845 amino acids. The transcript is spliced from 10 exons. Lineage: Eukaryota; Metazoa; Mollusca; Bivalvia; Ostreida; Ostreidae.
CUUAGUCGUCAGUAGUAUACACAAUGAUGGUGUUUUUGAUUGUUUAAUUCUUUUAAUAAGUUUUAAUAAAGGAAUUGCUCCCAUUCUGUGUCGAUGAUUUGGAAUUAAAACCGUCUUGACACUAAAAAACUUUAAAUAGAAGUAUACCUGUUGGCUGUUGCGUAUAUGCUUUCAAAAAACGCUUGUCAAGAAGCCAAAUUUUGAGCUGAUAUUGAGUAAUUCGCAGAAUCGCUAAAGAGAAACUAUAAUAUUACGUAUAGUAAUUGAUUCUUGACAAGAUGCCGGGUAAAAGAAGGAGAGACUUCAAAGGCAACUACCGCCAAGGCAGCAGUUCAACACUAAGUUCUACAUUUAGACGAAGACAGUCCGGUCAGUUUCGAUCUCCAGCCCUCUCCCGCGGUAGCUCGGGGUCCAUAUUUUCCAACGCAACCAACGCUUUCAGUAACUCUGAUAGCGAUGUCCCCGACGACACAGAUGCUGUAUCCGAAACGGACUUUGAACAUCGUGAACCACUGGAAAUUGAAUUGUCUGAGAACUCAAAGGAAUACUUUGAAGAACUGGAUAGCGAAUUUACGUCAACUAGAUAUGAACAAAGUCGUCUUCUUUACAGCAAUGACGACAACAGCGAAUAUUCUAGAACUCUACAAGACGAUAUCAUGCAGCAUGGUUUGGAACUUGCAAAUGAAGACGACUUUCAAGACAAUGAAAAAGAGGAAACUUUCUACGAGGAAAUGAUUCCAAAAGAACACUUGGAGGAGACAUUGAAAAAUGAACCUCACCGGUAUAAACGUUGUAAGUUUACUGUUCAAAAUGCCCACGAGUCCACGUGUAAGGUUUUGGAUAUACCAGACGUUGAUGGAUUAGAAGAAAUUCAGAUAUCGGGAAGAUCAAAAGCAGGGAGGACAUUUAAUGGGGACAUAGUGUUGGUCGAAGUCUACAAUUACGAAAAGUACACAAAACAGUUUAUUGACCGAUACAAGAGAGACAUCAACAGAAACAACAAGUUACACAAAGUGUAUGGAAAAGUGGUCGGCGUGUUCGAAAGAAAUAGGACCGAGGAUAUGAAACACCCGGUGUUUGUGUGCGUUCUUGAUGACACUUCCAACUUUCUAAUGCGACCCGUGUGUAGAGCUGUUCCAAAGCUUAACAUCAUUCACGAUUUCAAAAAUCCAAACUUCAUCCUUGUCCACAAAUAUGAUCCACAGUCUACGCGCCUCAAUUUUCAUUAUCCAUUUCAGAUUGACCCAAGAGUCAUUAAGAGCUUUACGUUUCAAGUUGUGUUCAUCAGAUGGACUGAUUUUUACCCUUACCCUUUGGCCGCAGUCAUUAAUGUUAUAAAAAUAGAGGAGACCCCCUCAUCCGCGUUACAAAACCUCCGACUUCAACACCAUGUACCGAAAUUCUACCGCAAAGAUACCGUAAUCGAAACCGAAAGAACAGUACGCAAAUUUAGCCUGGAAAAAGUAAAACGUAAAAAGGACAGGAACGACUUAACGGAUUUGAAAGUUUUCACAAUCGACCCAUUUGGUUCUCAGGAUCUCGAUGACGCAUUGAGCAUUGAAACAUCUGAUGAAAAUUAUCAAAUUGGCGUUCACAUCGCUGAUGUAGGAGCUGCCAUUCAUAAAAACGAUGCAAUAGAUUUGGAGGCUCAAGAGAGGACAUGUACAUUUUAUCCAGGGCAAGGGAUAAAGCCAUACCAUAUGUUACCCGAACCAUUUAGCACUGACAUAUGUAGUCUGAUACCUGAUGUACCUAGACCAGCAAUUACAGUACUAUUUACAUUAGGCAAAGAAGAAUUUGAUUUUAAGGCAUUUGAAGUAAAGAAAACUACAGUCAAAUCUGUCCAGCAGUUUACCUAUGAAGAAGUACAGAAAAUUAUCGACGGCGAUUGCUCAACUGGAGAGUUUGAUAAACGUAUCUUGCUUUUGUUUAAGAUAGCAAAAAAAUUCCGAAGAAAACGAAUAAGAGAUGCUAUGUUUGCUUUUCCCGUCGAGACGAAGCUAAACGACACACAGAGUUCUGUCCUCAAUACAAAAGAAGCUCAUUACCUGGUGGAGGAAUUCAUGAUUUUGGCGAAUAGAUGUAUCGCACAAUAUUUGUGGGGAGUAUUUCCAGACGUUCUCCCUGUGCGUUGUCAAGAAGCGCCAUCAGAGGAAAUGGUGAAUAAAUGGAUCGAACAAAAUAACCCAAUUGUUAACAUGGUGCUUAAAUUACAAGAAGUUGAACCAAAGCGCGAAUUCAAAAUUGGACUACACCAAAUACAAAAACCAAUCAGAUAUAGACAUGUCAUGCCUUUCCAAAAAUGGGUUUGGGAAAGUCUGUUGGAGUGUACCAACAAAAAUGACAUGAAAGCAGCCACCAGGAUAAUCGGUACUGAUGAACUUCAUCCAUUACAGUGCUUGGCAUUAGAUGAAUGGACGUCUUUUCAGGAAACAGCUGUUUACAAAUGUACUGGCACAUGUGAAAAUGAAAAUAUAUUUCAUUUUUCUUUGAGAAUGACUUUGUAUGUGCAUUUUACAUCGCCAAUAAGAAGAUAUCCUGAUUUGAUUAUAAAUAGAUUGAUUCAUGCAGCUUUAGAACAAAGAGAGUGUCCAUAUUCACCGGACGAAGUUCAUGACCUUUGUGGAAGGUUCAACAGUACGAUACGUAGAGCAAGAAAGUUCCAAAAGCAGUGUCAAUUAAUGUCUUGGGGAUUUCAGCUGAAAAAGACACCACAAAUAGUGCAUGGAUUUGUGAAAGAAUUUACAGAAAAAUCUGUUUCAAUCAUUAUUCCUGGAUUGCGACGAUUACCAGUGUACUGCAGGGAUGUUCCUCUCAACCUUCUUCACUUAUCCGAAAAACCAACGGUUUCCAGGAAACAAGAAGAAAAAGACGACCUUAUGAUAUUAAAAUGGUCGCAAAGACUAUACGAUGUUACUGGGAAACCAGUUACAAAGGCUGGGUGGUUAGGACGUGAGGCUAGAGCAGCAAUUUGUAAGCAAAUAAAUCCGCAUACGAAAGCAAAAUUCGUAAUGCAAGAAACGUGGAAAACAAUUCUGAAAAUGAUUGUAGAGGAAAAUAUUUCCGAGUUAAGAAAAAUUCUCACAGAGAGACACGUUGAAGACAAUUUCGGACUAGAUGAAGACAAACAUAAUUUUGUUGAAACUUGUAAAAAUACUGUCCUUGAUCAUUCAUCUGAAGUAGAAAGCGGAAAUAUAAUCAAACAAGGAUGUGAGUACAGUAUGUCUUUUUCUCGCGGGCAAAUCGUGACUGUUCAACUAUCAGCAGAACCCAUGAAAGGGAUUUUAUCACCUACCAUGCAACUUUUUGAUAUGACUCGAAGUAUAAAGCACUGCCUUCAACAUACCCGUGAUCCAAUAAAAUUUCUUUCAGAUUAUUCUAUUCUGAAACCACUAAAAAUAUAUUAUACAACUACGAAAUACUUGUCAAUUUGGUUACCAUUGCAUGAAAUGGAAGCGGUUACUUCUGCAGUGGAUGAAGAUUCGUGUACAAUUAACAAUGUAUCAGUGGAGUUCACGGACAAACGCCAUGGUCACUUUUACUUAACUCGGAGGUUUUGUGACCAGCGUGAUAUAGACUUUAGUAGAAUGACGGAAGACUUUAUAAUAUUUGGAGAAGAUGACUCGGAUCAACAGGUUAUCUUCAACAACAAUUUUGUUUGCUUGAAAUCGGAACAUGUGUACAAGAAACCAAGCAAAGCCAGGGAAAAUGUACCGUUAGACCCCGACGAUAGAUUAAACUGGAUUCUUCACGGGCAAAUUACUGAUAUUGAAAAAAUCAAACCCUUGCCUAAAGAUGAGACACUUGAACAAACUCCCCGUCAAAGACAAUCUACCAAGAAUCGAUUCAAAGUAAAAUUUAAACUUCACGAAGCAAGUUGUGAUCCAAGUGACGGUAUGCUUUACGAAGAAAACCCUUCAACUUGUUCAGUAGAAAUCAUUUCAAAAUCCGAAACAGACGUACGAAUAGAAGCUGUACUCAAGUGUCUCGGACAAUCCACAGAUCUCGCAAAGAAAAUAGCAUUGAAUGGAGGAAGGUCCAAUCAAUUAAAUUCCUGGUACAUGGGAAUAGCAAAACGAAUGAAUGUGGAAGUGAACCUCCCAAACAUUGUCAGCAACAACGAAUACCAGAAGAACGCCAUCAAAAAAGCUUUGACCGCCACAUUUACUCUCAUUCAUGGACCCCCGGGUACUGGUAAGACAUACACAGGUACAAAACUCGUGUACCUGUUUGACAAAAUAAACAGCAGGAUGCAAGAAGAGGGGCAUGCUAAGAUGCAGUUGGUGUUCUGUGGACCAAACAAUAAAUCAGUUGACCUGGUGGCCAGAUGGAUGCAUCUGAAAUACGGAAAUGAAUGUCCCGAUAUUGUUCGGAUUUAUGGAAAUUCCUUGGAAAACAAGGACUUUCCAACUCUUGGUAAGUAUUUCUCAAAAAGAGCAUCGACAAGAGAAGCAAAACCAGACCCCCAACUGGAGGGCAUAUCCGUUCACAGAUUGAUACGAUUAAAAGAUAAACCGUAUGCAGAGAAAAUACGGAAAUUCGAUGAAUUGUUUCAAAAGUACAACGAUGGACAGUAUGAACCAACGUUGGAUGAUUUGAAAAAGUACAGAAGAAUAAUUAGCGAAGCAUCUCAAGAGGAAUUGAAACAACAUAGUGUGAUCUUCUGUACCACUGCAGUUGCUACCAGUCCUAGAUUUAUAAAAGCAACGUCUGGACGCAUUCAGCAGUUGAUUAUAGACGAAGCUGGGAUGUGCACUGAACCAGAAAGCAUUGCAGCCAUCAUUGCUACGAAAGCUCAACAAGUAGUUUUGAUUGGAGACCAUAAACAGUUACGGCCAGUCUUAAAGUCAAACUACGCUGCAGAACUCGGUCUUGAAAAAUCUCUUUUUGAGAGAUACUCGGAUCGAGCCAAGAUGUUACAAAUUCAAUACCGUAUGCAUCCAGGGAUAUGUGAAUUUCCCUCAAACGAAUUUUACGACGGUAAGCUACAGACAGGAUCUUCUCCAAAGUGGGACAUCCCAAAUCCUUUAAAGAUAUGGAUUAAUAGAGACAAUAUACCCAUUGUGUUUUGCCAUGUAGAGGGAGAGGAGGAAUACCUAACUGUAUCAGCAGAGGAAGGAAAUGAACAAUCGUGUAGUAAUAAACAGGAGGUCGAAAAAGUGGUAAAGAUCUUAAAACAUCUAAUAGAACAUGAGGGGCUUGAUCUGUCAGACAAAGAAAACCUAAAUAUAAUGUCCCAGUACAAUGCCCAGUGUCACCAGAUCAGACUCGCUGUCUCCGACAUCGCUGAAAAUGUGAAUGUCAACACAGUAGUGGCCAGUCAAGGAGGAGAAUGGAACUAUGUCAUCUUUAGUACAGUACGAUCUCUGCCACGAUAUCGUAUAGAGAAGAAACCUACUCUGGGAUGGUGCAAAAAAAGUCUAGGCUUCAUUUCAGAUGAACACCAAAUUAAUGUAGCACUUACAAGGGCGAGAAGAGGACUCAUUAUAAUUGGAAAUAAGUAUCUUCUUUCAAGCGACCCAGUAUGGAAAAAUCUAAUCUAUCAUUAUGCUCGAUUAGGCUGCGUUGUAGAAGACUAUGAAGAAUUUCCUAGAAGUUCGUCAAAUCAUAAGGUCCCCGGAGGAUCAAUGUACCUGCAGUCAAAGACAGCUUCAAAUAGCAAAAAGUUUUCGGAUAAUAGAGUUCCCAAACGAAAAACAAUUAAACAUCAGCCCACAAAGGAAACUGAGGAGGCCUUUUAUAGAGGCACUGAUCAGGAAGAAGAAAUGCACCAGCGACAGUUACAGAAGGAAGAGCUUUUAUAUUCACGAGACUAGACCGUAUAAUGUUGGUUAGAAUUUAUAUUAAACCGAUUAAUUAAACCGAUUAUGCUGCAAGGUUACAGAAGGAAGGGAAUUCGACAAAUAUGACUUUGAUUUUAUUUGUGUAAAUAUUGAUAAGUAUAGAAAGUUCAUUGUGUAAAAUAUGGGCUUUAUUUUCAAACCAAAUUUAAAUUGUUUAAGUUCAAUCUCAUUGUUCCUCACAUCAUACUACAUACAUGCAUUUGUUAGUGAUAAACUGUGUCUGGAAUAAAAUGAUCUAAUAUAUGUCUUAUAUUUUAAAAUGAUUGAGAACAAUUUUUUUCAGCUCACAUACGAUCUGUCACUUUUGCUUUAAUCUUGCUAUUAAAUGUAGCAGAUUAUUAUCUUUUAUUUUACAUGUAUCAAUUAAAUUAUUAUUCAAGUUCUUCUAUCUAUGUUACUGUACAUUCAUAUUUUAAAAACGCCAUGCAGUCAACCUACAUGUUCUUAUAAAUAGAUUUUCGGCAAUGCUAACUACCUUCAUGUCCUUCAUGUUAACACCAAAGAAAACAUUUUAUGGUGGCAAAAGCUUGUGAUUCCAUAUACAUGUAUUGAUAGUGAAAUGCAAGGUUCGACUUAAACACAAAACCGAAAUAUAUUAAACGGUAUAUUUAAACAUCUUUCGGUGCAUAUAUAUACGAAUGGUAACGAUAAAGUAAGUGUCAACACAGAUCUCAUACGUUCUUUUUAUUGUUGAAUUCGUCAAUAUUUUUCAUACAAAAAUAUAAACAAAAAUAUGAACAUGGAAGUCAAAUCAAACUUUAAGACAAUGAAAUAAAUAAAGCAACAUAAAAUAAGGGCGAUUGCACAUACUAGUAUUAUAUCACAGAUGUAAACAAGGGACUAAUGCAAAACCACCGGUAAAAGAAGUAAAUUUACACUUGAUAAAGACUUCCAAAACCUUUAUCGGGGAAGUUAUAAAUUUUAUUUUAAAAAUAUGCGACUAGUUUCAUUUUCGUAUACAAUUGAGACAAAUCAAUAUGAUAAUAAGGAUCUCUUUUGUAAUAUUUUGUUUUCUAAUCUUACAUAAGAUACACGAUCUCUUUCAACCGCUUGCGAUUUCAAGCGAAGGUAUAAAAUCAUACUAGUAUAUAUCUUUCUUGUGGAUAUAUUUACAAAAAGAAUAUCAAAUGUCAUGUUAAGCAAUGGAUGAAUAUAUUCAACUAAGGUAUUCUUGUCAUAAAUCACGAGAUGCAAUACAACGCACUUUUAAAUAUAACAAAUGCAUGAGGAAAUUUAAAAUCCUUAGUAACAUAAGUAGAUGGGUAUAAUACCUUCGAGGGUGUCAGUUUUUUUGUCAUAAACACAAACAUCAAUAAUAUCUGUAUAGUGAAAACUGAAAGAAUUAAACUGCUCACAAUUAAUUGUAAAUAUUUAUAAUUUAUCAUAUCUAAUGCAACAAGUAUUGGUAAAGAGUAAAAGAAUGGAACCAUAGAAAAUACCCUGUAUCUGACUUAUUAAGUAUAGAAAUUCGAAGGGCACCACAUUUACUUGAGGCAUCAAAUCACAUCGCAUGACCUUAAGAACAUUUUUAUAGACAUAUUACCAUAUAAAGCAAUUUAAGUACUAUAAUAUGAAAAAUAACUAUAAGCAAUUUGAAAGAAACAAGUAUUCAAAUAAAUCAACUGAUUUACCCCCUAUAAACCUUAUUUAGAGUCAAACUUAGUUUGAUCUAGUAUUGUUGAAGUAUUUACAUGUGAGUAACCUCCAUAUAAUAUCUAUAAAAGCCAUGCUAGUUAAAUUAGAAAGUGUGUUAAUCUGUUCAUGAUGAGAAGGUAAAAAGCGUUGUUAUUUCUAUCCACAUUAUAAUAACAAAGGGAAACAAACUGCUAAUUCAAUAAUCCGGUUAUCGGCUUGCAUUCGUAAAAUUAUGCUAUUAUUUAUAUUUAAUUUAUCGCUCCUCAUAAUCAUAUCAAAAUUAUAAUUAAACACUUUAUCAGCUACAAAACCAUCUUGCAAACAAUUUUAAUAAUGGUCAUGGUCAUCUA